Bombus terrestris (buff-tailed bumblebee) is the source of this 3558-nucleotide messenger RNA. RefSeq names its product nitric oxide-associated protein 1. Gene Ontology annotation, molecular function: GTP binding. Lineage: Eukaryota; Metazoa; Arthropoda; Insecta; Hymenoptera; Apidae. The record is from RefSeq and is a predicted model, not a curated record. The transcript is spliced from 6 exons. The coding region runs from base 794 to 3100 and encodes 768 amino acids.
AUGCAGAGAUUCAGGUAUUCAACCCUGACCGCCUUUCGUGUCUUCGACCGAUAUAGCUCGCACCGCACCCUUCCCCUACUAUAGAAUCAUUUUUUCAAUUUUUCUUUUUAGUACUUAAAUUUGCUACAGUAGAAACGACAAUGGGAAGACUUCUGUGAGCUGCACACCGUUUACACAAAAAUGACAAUUUUUAUUUGUACGUGAGUAACGAGCUAGAAUAAACAAAACGUUGUAUAAUAACGUUGUAUAAUACCAGAUAAUAUGUUAUAAAGUGUCGCUAUUCGUACGUAUUUGUACAACUUUUGCAUCAACUUAACAAUGAAAUAUAAACGAUAAAUAUAAACGUUAAAGCGUUUAUCCCUAAUAUAAUCUGUUAAUCGAUCGAACACGUUUUAUAGUAUUUACUGCUUGAGAUAUACUUCAGAUGUACAACAAAUGUCGAACUUGAUCGAGAUAUCGAUCGAUGGAUACAUCACUUUUCAACGUUUCACUACAUGGUAGUGUCGAUUCAUUCGACUCGUAACUUCAUUCACGUGUGUACGUUUUCAAUGGGCCAGAAGUAUUUUGAGGUUAUGUAUAAUCUCACCAGGCGAUAUGUAUUUCAUUUUACCAAGCUGGACGUAACAGUUGAUACAGUGCAAAGAUUUUGAUAGAUUUUUCGAUCGUAAAAUGUCGGACGUUACAAAUUUGAAUAAUAUAUCGAUAGAUUGUAAGAGGUAGUAUCUCCAUAAAAUGUGAUAUCGUUGAUUAUUGAUAUUGUAUCUUCGCACGAAUCGUCGUACAAAACUCAGAUAUGAAAUUUUGGUUGUUUCGAUUACAUAAUUACGGUGUAUGCCGUAAUUUGAAAUUACGGCACUUUGGACAUGCGACUUUGUAUAGAAACGCUGAGUCGAUCGAAGCAAAAGUAGAUCCAAGGAUUCUGGCUCUCAGAGAUAAAUUGCUGUAUUGUGAUUACUUAGAUUCUGGAAAGGUGAAAAUGGGGUUUCUAAAGCGGAAAAAGUUGGAGAAAUUGAAAUUCGACUAUGAGAAAAUGCAAAGGUAUGAAGAAAUUGCUCAUAAACCUGCUUUCAGUAUACUGCUGAACGAUCUAACGGAAGGUAAAAAUAAGAUCGUCUUUGGCCAAGAAGAAAAGAAAACGGAGGACAAUAAUUCUGAAAAGGAAACUGUAGUAAAACGAAAGCCUGUACACAUGCCUUACGAGAUGGUAGAUUCGUAUGAAAUAAUCGAUUCGAGAAUAUCGGAUGACACUGAAGAAACGAGUUCGUUUCAAUUAAACGAAGAAUACAAGAAUUUGUACGAAAAGUAUUUGGAGAUGAAGAAGAGCGGUUUGAGCGAGCUUAGUUUCAAAGAUUUCAUAAAGUCCAUGGAAGACGAUGUCGAUGGAUCGGAUACGGACGAUCUGCCAAAUGCAGAGUUGCGGAAAGUUUCAGAUACUUGGAUGUCCGAUUACGAACAGUUCGACGACACUUUGCUCAACGUGAAUUGUUACGGUACAUCGGAUCCUAAUUCGAAAAUAAGUUGUGUACCGUGCGGUGGUUGUGGUGCAUUAUUGCACUGCAGGGAUCCAGCGAUCCCUGGAUAUUUACCGUCGGAAUUGUUUUCGUUUAAAAGCGACGAAGACUUGAAAUCCAUGACAUGUCAAAGGUGUCAUUUUUUAAGGUUCUACAACACGGCUUUAGAAGUGAAAGUAUCGAUCGAAGAUUAUCCCAAGUUAUUGAGAGUGAUCAAAAGUAAAAAAUGCGCCGUCAUACUGAUAAUCGAUCUGACCGAUUUCCCUUGCAGUAUUUGGCCCGAUCUGAAGAGUAUUUUGCAUCCAUUUACUCCUAUUUUCUUGGUCGGGAACAAAAUCGAUCUGUUGCCCACCGAUAGCCCGUCAUUCCUCGAGAACGUAAAACAAUGUUUAGUAGAUUCCGUGAUCAAUGUAACCGGCGUAAAGAGGGAAAACAUUACGCACGUGCAACUUACCUCCGCGAAAACUGGCUACGGCAUAGAGCAUCUUAUAAAUAAGUUGCAAUACAAGUGGCGUCACAAAGGUGACGUUUAUUUGGUUGGUUGUACAAACGUUGGCAAAUCUUCCUUGUUCAAUACUUUGUUAAAUUCUGAUUAUUGUAAAGUACAAGCUAUCGAUCUGGUGCAACGCGCAACGGUGUCUGCUUGGCCAGGAACUACGUUAAACUUACUCAAGUUUCCAAUUUUAAAUCCGACUGAUGAAAAACGUUGGUUAAGAACAGUAAGGCUUAUCAAUGAGAGGUUUUAUAGGACGCAAGAAUCACAUUACAAGAACUAUCAGUUUAAAAUGACGAAGGAUAUGAAGUUUGCGACGUUAGAAGAGCACGUUGGUAAAUCGUUUACCAGGAAAUCGUUGAAAGACGCGAGUGUAGAUCCUUUUUCCGAAAAAUCGUACAAGGUCAUGUCUAGGAAACCCGUUUUAGACGAAUCUAGACCAGAGUACAAACAGAGCCGUUGGUGCUACGAUACUCCUGGUACUAUUCAGGCGGAUCAAAUACUAAAUUUGCUAACGACCGACGAACUGUCGCUAACGUUACCGCAAGAAAUUAUCACACCGAGAACAUUUAUGUUUAAACCGAAACAGACUGUGUUUGUGGCUGGUAUGGGAAGGUUGGACUAUCUCGAAGGAGAACACUUCAUACGAUGCACGCUGUUCGCGAGCAAGUACCUGCCUAUAACGAUUUGUUGUACCGCCGAUGCGGACGAGGUCUACGAUCGAUUGUUGGGGACGAGUGCUUUCCUCGUACCUAUCGACGAUUCGGAACGAUUAAAAGUAUGGCCAAAAUUGAAGCCGAAAGAGAUUAGAGAGAUAACCGGUGUGGAUGGCGAGGAAUCCGUCGCUGACGUUGUACUGUCAAGUAUAGGUAGAUUGAACUGGUUGGAUCGCGAUCACGCCCUUGGAAAACGAAAGCGUGUCAUUAAGAGCGUGGACACCCGAAGGUCGUGGUAUAUACUUGAGAUGCCCGGCAUUGUUAAAGAAAUCGGUUACAGGUUUUUAGCGGGUUUCAAGAAAUCAGAACGGCAUUUGGAGAGCGCGAUGGUUGGCUUUGCGUAUCCAUUGCGAAUCCAUUGGGAAUCCGUUGGAUGCUGACCGGAAACACGACUUAAACGUUAAAGCGACUCGUGCAGGAUUCGCAAGAUCAACCACUUGGCGGUCGAGUAACAUCGAAAUAAAUACGUAUGUCGUGUCGAGCGACGAAAAUCAGAACGCGUCAAAUGUGUAAACUCAAGUGGAGGAUAAUGCAGAGUGUACGGUAUUAAAUACGAUACGAUAGCGUUAUCAAAGCAUGCUGAGAACAAUGUAAAAGUAAUAAAACGUUGUUAUUUAAACUCUUAAAAACACAACAAAUAUCAGCCAUCUCAAACAAGGGUUAGCUCCUUUCGCCUCGCGGUGUACAAUUUUUUCAAGUAUCUUUCCUCUUAAUGGCGUAAGUUUUCGACGGUACACAGCGGAUACGUGGUCUCGGAGAUCGAUCGAUCCAUCGCCGGUGUUCGCGCGUCGAGCGAUCCUUCGUCGAUUGCCACGCGUCGUGACAGCGUGACGACGGC